AUGGCUGAGACACACCACUUUCAGGCGUCACGCCUAUUCUCUGUCAAAGGCAACGUCGCUGUCGUGACAGGCGGAGCAACUGGCAUUGGCUUGAUGAUCACUCAAGCUCUCGCCGCCAAUGGAGCCAAGGUCUACAUCACCAGCCGUCGUGCAGAAGCUCUCGAGACCGCCGCGCAGUCUCAUUCGCCCGACCUACAGAAUGAAAUGAAAGAGACGGGAGGACACAUCAUUCCACUCGGUCCAUGCGAUGUAACGAAGAAGGAGGAUCUUCAGAAGGUAGUGGAUGAGCUGAGCACGAAGGAGAAGUACGUCAACUUGCUGGUGUGUAAUGCUGGUGUGGCAGGGCCCAAAGCAGAGCCGAAAGAGCAAGACGCAGGAGAUUUGAAGAAGAAGCUGUGGGAGAACGAGAGUGUGGAAGAGUGGCAGCAGACAUUACAAACGGAUGUCACGUCGGUGUACUUCACGACUGUGGCAUUUCUCCCAUUGCUACAGGCAUCCAUGGCUUCAGGCGGUGGUCCACAUGAGGACUACUCGGCUUCUGUCAUUGUCACAUCCUCGAUGUCUGGUCUCAUGCGCCACGCUCAGGGCCACUUCUCAUACAACGCAGCCAAGGGCGGAACCGUGCAUCUUACGAAGCUCAUGUCUGCGGAGUUUCAGAAAGCCAAGAUACGAGUCAACUCUAUCGCACCGGGGUACUUCCCAUCAGAGAUGACUGCCAAGGACUCCGACGAACGUAACAAAUCCGGCUUCCCACAGGAGAAGAUCGAGAGCUACGGUCAUGUACCGUUGAUGAGAGCCGGCCGGGACGAAGAGAUUGGGAUGAGCGCACUCUACAUGGCCAAGUGCUACUAUCUGAACGGUCAGAUUGUUGCCGUUGAUGGAGGGGUUUUGAACGUGGUGGCUAAUUGA
Molecule: messenger RNA, 909 nt
Organism: Lecanosticta acicola
Lineage: Eukaryota; Fungi; Ascomycota; Dothideomycetes; Mycosphaerellales; Mycosphaerellaceae
Source: the annotation of a GenBank genome assembly